This is a messenger RNA of Ailuropoda melanoleuca (giant panda), 704 nucleotides long. RefSeq names its product ER membrane protein complex subunit 6 (gene EMC6). The coding region runs from base 192 to 524 and encodes 110 amino acids. The transcript has 2 exons. The record is from RefSeq and is a predicted model, not a curated record. Gene Ontology annotation, cellular component: membrane; endoplasmic reticulum; EMC complex. Gene Ontology annotation, biological process: autophagosome assembly; protein folding in endoplasmic reticulum. Lineage: Eukaryota; Metazoa; Chordata; Mammalia; Carnivora; Ursidae.
AUGGCGGUGGCGGCUUCCGUGCCGCGGGCCGUCUGAAGGAACGCGAAGUGUCUGUGUCCGCCGCCGUGUUGCAGGUAACUGGGUGAGCCUGGGUGGACCGGCCCGAGCCCUCAGCCUUCUCUGCGUCUUUUGAAGGUCGGAGAUCCAGGAAUGCUCCGCGACAAAACAGAGGCUGAGCCCCGGCGAAUGCGAUGGCCGCUGUGGUGGCCAAGCGGGAAGGGCCGCCGUUCAUCAGCGAGGCAGCUGUGCGAGGCAACGCCGCCGUCCUGGAUUACUGCCGGACCUCGGUGUCGGCGCUGUCGGGAGCCACGGCCGGCAUCCUCGGCCUCACCGGCCUUUACGGCUUCAUCUUCUACCUGCUUGCCUCCAUCCUGCUCUCCCUGCUCUUAAUUCUCAAAGCGGGAAGGAGGUGGAACAAAUACUUUAAAUCACGAAGACCCCUUUUUACAGGAGGUCUCAUCGGAGGCCUCUUCACCUACGUCCUGUUCUGGACGUUCCUCUAUGGCAUGGUGCACGUCUACUGAAUGGGGGCAGGGAUGACUUUUUUAAAAAAACAGAUUGGGAGGACUGUCGCCAGAAAUUAACACCGUGUAAACUUAGUUUUUAAAUUGUUGAAUUCGCUGCUUGUUCUGUAAUGUUAUAAUUUAUAUCUGAAGACGAAGAGCCUGUAAUAUUCUUCAGAUUAAAUGAAGCGUGAGACACUU